AUGGCUGUCUCAGUGCUGCGGCUGACAACUGUCCUGGGACUACUCGUCUUAAUCCUGACUUGCCAGGCCGAUGAUGCAUAUGACAAACCAGAUGACAAGCCAGAUGACUCAGACAAAAACCCAGAGCCAGAAUUCCCAAAAUUCCUAAACCUCUUGGGCGCAGAGAUCAUUGAGAAUGCAGUGGAGUUCAUCCUCCGCUCCCUAAGGAGGAGCAGAGGAUUUAUGGAAUUUGAUGAUAAACAAGGAGAACACUCAGCAAAGUGA
Messenger RNA from Odobenus rosmarus divergens (Pacific walrus), 264 nucleotides. It is a transcript of the gene CUNH5orf46, whose product is annotated as chromosome unknown open reading frame, human C5orf46. The record is from RefSeq and is a predicted model, not a curated record. The transcript has 4 exons. The coding region runs from base 1 to 264 and encodes 87 amino acids. NCBI's taxonomy places the organism in Eukaryota, Metazoa, Chordata, Mammalia, Carnivora, Odobenidae.